Messenger RNA from Ostreococcus tauri, 3396 nucleotides. RefSeq names its product Glycosyl hydrolase, family 13, catalytic domain. Gene Ontology annotation, molecular function: calcium ion binding; alpha-amylase activity. The record is from RefSeq and is a predicted model, not a curated record. Lineage: Eukaryota; Viridiplantae; Chlorophyta; Mamiellophyceae; Mamiellales; Bathycoccaceae. The transcript is spliced from 2 exons. The coding region runs from base 1 to 3396 and encodes 1131 amino acids. Gene Ontology annotation, biological process: carbohydrate metabolic process.
AUGUCGCUCGCGUCCGUGACCGCGAUCGCCGCGCGCGCGCCGAUGCGCAAUCGCGCGCGUGGGUCGCGCGCGAGCGGGUCGCGCGCGCGCGUCUCGACGACGACGCGCGCGACGCGCGCGACGCACGUGAAACCAGCGCUGGAGAUUGGAUCGCAAGGCGCCGAUGUCGCGCGGUUACAACAGAGACUGAUGGACGAGGGAAUCGUCGACGUCGGGACGGCUGAAGGAACCUUUGACGAGCGCACAGCUGAGGCAGUGAAGACGCUGCAGACGCGGUACGGUAUGCCGGCGAACGGGCAGUGGGGGGCGUUGGAGCGCAUGAUGUUCGAAGAAGUGGGGAUUCACACGGAUGCGCCGCGAAUGGAGGCUUUGGCGCCAGCCCCUAUGCGGAGUGCGAACACGCACAUCAUCGCACCUGCGGAUUUUACGAGAGGCCAGGUGAAGAGCAUCGUGGGAUCCGCAGCGACGGGAGCGGCACUCGGUUUGGGCGUCGCGCUAGCGAUUCGCGCCGCCGAUAACGCGUUACGGGGUGGCUCGGCGAGGGAUUUCGUCGAAGACACCGCGGACGGCAUCCGCGGUUUUGUCGGCAAAUUCAAGCAACGCGGUCGUCAAGGUAGGUACGAGCGUGACAUGAUGGCGUACGAGGAUGACGGCGAAGAACCGGACGAUCGAUGGGGCUACGACGGGCGCGGUGACGGUGGGCAAGGGAGGGAUCCGAGAGGACCAUUGCCGGACGGGUUGCCGCCAGGCGCGAGUGAGUCGUACUACGGUUUGGACGCGCAGUAUCAAACCGCGCGCACACGGAGGCUCUUGAGGGGAGCCAUGCCCGCAGCGGCUCAGAGCGAACCUGUGAGACAAAAGCAGCAAAUGCGUCGAUCUGGUGGAGGGACGCCGAGGGCGACGGCGGCGAGCAUGGAUCUUCAGCGACAACAGCAAGUCUUAGUGAACUCGCAGUUCGAAGUCGAGCUCGAGGCUGAAGUCGCCGUCGGUGCUUCUUCUCGACCUAUGACUACCAUGAUGCAGCGCGUGAGAGAGAAAUUCGACGCUAGCUUAGACGCUAUCGGCGAUGUGAUUCCGGAUGGCAUUCCUCUCCUUGGUGGAGGGAGCGAUUUCACUGCACGAGCGCAACGCGAGCGAGAUUUGAACGCUCGACUCGCAGAGGCUCGGUAUUACGCAGAGUUGGAGCAACAAAAGCGAAUCAAGGCGGAGCAAGCUUUCAAACAGAGCCACCAAAAGUGGCUCGAUGCUCAGGCUGCCACGCGUCAAGUUCGCGCUCAGGCGACGGAAACGGCUACAAAGUUGGUUGAGCUUGAGGAGCGAUUGUUCCGCGAGGACAUCUUCGACAACCACCCCGUCGUAAGCAAGGUAACGGAACUGGAAAACUUGGUCUUGCGAGACGUCGAAGAAGAGAAAACGGCAGAUCAGCUUAAGAAUGAGCUCGCGAGACUCGAGAUGAACGCCAUGCAGAGAGUGAAGGAGCUGGAGAAUCAAGUGAACGACUUGCAGCUCGAGCUCGAGACGCGUCCCAGUGUUCCUCAAGCUUUGGUCGCCAGGUUGGAAGCCUUGGAAAGUGCGAUGGUGAGCGGCUCGUCUUACAAAGCCGACGGGUCCACAGAGAGCGCAUCCAGUUUACAAGAAAAUAUCGCCAGUGUUGGUGAUGCGUUUGCAGAAGUUCGAGACAGUUUGCGAGUAGAGAUGCAGAAAGUUCAAAGCGAGCUUCAAAGCAUCCACCCGCUCAUGGAUCACGGUGCAGGGCGUAUCGACAUUCUUUUCGCGAAGGUCACUGCUCUGGAGUCUUCCAUGGACGCCGUCAGCGAAGGUGCGGCGUCUCAGAUCGGUCGUUUGGCGGCACAAAUUGACAGGUUGGAGAAGGCGCUCGCCGAGAGCGCCGGUGUCGAGUUGAAACCAUUCCCGCAGGUGCGCGACCUCGAGGAGAGUGAGCCGAUGACAGAUGAUUUCACCGAGGAGACGGUGAAGUUUAUCGAAGACGUCAUGGUCCCGGUUGAAGAAGUCGAGGAAGAGGUUGAGGAUGAGUUGUUUGGCGAUGCAAGCAGCAGCGUUGAUGAGAGCGCAACAGACUUCAUGCAGCUGUUCACAGAGUCCCAGGUCGUUACGGAUGCGAUACCGGUUGCUGAGCCCUUCGUCGAACCUGCCCCGGUUGAGGAAGAACAUGAUAUCGCCAGGGAGUCUGGCGUAAUGCCACGCAUCGCGAUCGGACGAGAAGUCAUGCUUCAAGGUUUCCACUGGGAGAGCCACAACCACGAUUGGUACUCGAUUGUCUCGGAAAGGCUUGAAGUCAUGAACAGAGCAGGUUUCACGCAAGUUUGGCUGCCACCGCCGGCGGAUUCGCUCGCGCCGCAAGGGUACAUGCCCCGUCAACUCUAUUCGCUGAACAGCAAGUACGGCUCGGAGGACGGGUUGCGAAACCUCAUUUCAAACUGCAAGGAGCACGAUGUCUUGCCGGUUCUUGACGCGGUGUUGAACCACCGCUGCGCCACGCACCAGGGAGCUGGGGGCAAGUGGAACCGCUGGGAAGGCACCGGCAUGGAUUGGGGCGAAUGGGCGAUCGACAAUAGAAAUCCGCAAUUCGGGGGUAUGGGUAACCACCCGACGGGAGACGAGUUCUCUGGCGCGCCGAACAUCGAUCACACCAACGAUACAGUGCGUGAAGACUACUCAAAAUGGCUCCGAUGGUUGAAGGACGACGUCGGAUUUGGCGGCGUUCGUUUUGACUUUUCAAAGGGUUACGAUGGUCGAUUCGCUGGGGAGUAUAUCAAGGCGAUGGAUCCGGAGUUCGCUGUGGGUGAGUACUGGGACACGCUUGCUUACGGCGCUGGUUUGGAAUACGACCAAGACGCACACCGUCAGCGCAUCGUGAACUGGAUCGAUGCGGCAGGAGGGAACACCACAGCGUUUGAUUUCACCACCAAGGGCAUUCUUCAAGAGGCUUGCGGUCGGUCCGAGUUCUGGCGCCUCAUCGAUAGCAAGGGACGCGCUCCCGGAGUUAUUGGUUUAUGGCCAGCACGAGCGGUGACGUUCAUCGACAACCACGACACCGGUUCGACUCAGGGACACUGGCCCUUCCCGAACGAUAAGGUCAGCAUGGGUUAUGCGUACAUAUUAACUCACCCUGGCACGCCGUGCGUUCUGUGGGAUCACUUCUUCGAUUGGGGUGAGCACUUGCGCGAGAACAUCGAGACGUUGAUGGAUGUUCGUAAACGCUCAGGUAUUCACAGCCGUAGUAAGCUUCAAAUCGUUGCCGCGACCGACGGUUUGUACGCUGCCAUUGUAGACGGUAAGGUAGCCGUCAAACUCGGCGGCGAUAACUGGUCCCCCGCUGGCGAUGGCUGGGAACGCGUUGCCGGCGACCACGACUGGUGCGUCUGGCAACGAUGA